AUGAAAUUCUUCUCAGUUAUCAUAUACACUUUAAAAGUGAAUUUAUUGCAGGUGUUGGUAAACAACUGUCGAUCGCAUUCGAUUUCGUUACAGUUUAUUGAUAGUUCUAUAUUUGAAGCUAGUGCUUCGAGUACACAUCCAGAUGAAUAUGCCGAUAAUGCAUUCGUGGUCAAUAUUACCGAUAUACCGAUUAUGUGA
Molecule: messenger RNA, 198 nt
Organism: Debaryomyces hansenii CBS767
Lineage: Eukaryota; Fungi; Ascomycota; Pichiomycetes; Serinales; Debaryomycetaceae
Exons: 1
Coding region: 1-198 (65 amino acids)
Source: RefSeq, a predicted model, not a curated record